Messenger RNA from Xyrauchen texanus (razorback sucker), 2325 nucleotides. Its product is annotated as nectin-3-like protein. The transcript has 6 exons. The coding region runs from base 184 to 1824 and encodes 546 amino acids. Gene Ontology annotation, cellular component: apical junction complex; adherens junction. Lineage: Eukaryota; Metazoa; Chordata; Actinopteri; Cypriniformes; Catostomidae. Gene Ontology annotation, biological process: homophilic cell-cell adhesion; heterophilic cell-cell adhesion. The record is from RefSeq and is a predicted model, not a curated record.
CCUCCGCCUCGGAAUGAAAGUAAAUCGUAUGAUUAUAAUGCAUUUCUGCUCUGCAUUGUUGACCGUUUAUUUUUAGUCGGACUGAACGGUACCGCCCACGCGGGGUCCGGCUGCAGAAGCUUCACACACCGAGUUGAUUCAACGAGGAGGAACUCAGUGCUGCUGCGCCUGCAGUCAGAAAUCAUGGCUAAGGAAGUAAGACACAUAUUUGGGAAUUGCACAUUUUUCCUCGGACUGUUACCUUUCCUCUGCGUUCUGUUUUGCAUCUUUACUGGUUUGUGGGCCAAUGAUGUGCUGGUUCCAGAGCAUGCGACUGCAGUGCUGGGGAAGAACGUCACUUUGACCUGUAGGGUGGAGGUGAGCACAAACCUCAGCCUGACCCAGAGUUCCUGGGAGCGCCGGCUGCCCUCUGGCACCGUCACUUUGGCCGUCUACAACCCCCAGUAUGGGACCUCCAUAGCUGAGGAGUACAGAAAACGAGUGCACUUCCUCAAUCCUUCAGUGCAUGAUGUAUCCAUUGUCCUGGAGGGUGUGGGUUUUGCAGACAUUGGGACCUACACUUGCAAGGUUGUUACCUUCCAAAUUGGAAACAUGCAGGCCUCCACAAUUGUGGACAUUAUGGUGGAGCCAAAAGUCUAUGUGUCUCCUGGCUCCUUGACCCUGACGGAUGGAGAUGGUGAAACUCUGGUGGCCACAUGUACAGCUGAAAGGGGUCGCCCAGCAGCAGAGGUGUUCUGGGAAUCAGGCCUGUUGGGUCGCACAGAGGUCAUUGCACAGAAGGAGUCUGAUGGCACCUCCACCACUUCAGUGCACUACGUGUGGGCCCCCACCCGUGACGAGUUUAACCACGCCCUCAGCUGCAUUGUUCGUCAUCCGGCACUAUCCACGGAAUUCCGCAUUCCCUAUCGGCUCAAUGUGCUUUUUGCUCCAGAUGUUAUGGUGUUGGGUCAGGAGGAGGUGUGGUAUGUGGGACAAGAAAAUGUAAAGCUGGACUGUAGAGCCAGCGCCAACCCACCUGCUAAUUUCUUCCUCUGGACCAGGCUGGAUGCACCAAUGCCUGCAGGUGUGGACACAUCUAAUGACAGCCUAGUGUUUACUCGUCCUGUAGAGCAGAGUGACUCUGGACAAUACAGGUGUGAAGUUCAGAACGAUAUUGGGCAGCGCUUUCAGGAUGUGAGCCUCUUGGUAUUAGAGCCGCCAUCUACCACUGCAGUCCCCACCACCACCAAGACCAUCCUGCCUGACACCAGUGUAACCAUCACUGCUCCUAUCAAGCAUCAUGCUCACUUCACCUCCCCGACUCAGGCUCCUUCACCAGAUAGCAGCCUGGGAACCAUUGUAGGUGGCGCUGUUGGUGGGAUCUUGGUCCUGGUGUUGCUUAUGGCAUUGGUGGGAGUUUUCUACAUGCGUCAGAGGAGAACAUUUAGAGGAGACUACUACACCAAACAAUACAUAGGCCCAUCCGACAUGCAGAAAGAGUCACAACUGGACGUACUUGAACCCCAUGAGCUGCAGGACGUUUACGGUGAUGACUCAGGCAAUGGCAGCCAGGACUUGAAGCCCAAACCCGAUGGAGGCAUUAUCUAUCCCGAUUAUGCCAAUGACCAUAAAGACAUUGAGGGCUGGGGUGACAAUCUUAGCCUUCAGAGAGAAGGCACGUAUUAUUCUGACCAACACAACCAUCACAACGUAAACCCAAGCGGGCCUCCGCUAAACAAUGGCUCUCUUUACCUGCAGGACGACUGCUAUGACAACGGCACAGACAGCGAUUAUGUGUCCCAUGUAGAUGGAUCUGUGAUUUCACGCAGGGAAUGGUAUGUUUGAAAACAAAGCUGGGGAACAUUACUGGACAACAAUAAUUUAAAAAACAAUGGAGAAAGUAUUAUUUAACUCAGAAAAGUGUGAGAAAGUGUACAUUGUUAACAAAAAUGUAACCUUCUAGCUCAGUUUUUGAUUUUAUCCUUACGUUUUGUACGUAGCGAACGGCUGUAAUUUACUGCAAAUCUGUUUAGAAUGGGAUUUCAUUCAGUGGACUGCUGUGAGACUUCGGGACGUAAAGGGAGAGGUUUACAUGGUUUAUGAUCACAGGGUGGACUUACACAAAGAAAACAAAUCUGCUAAAAUUAAGCUGCACUCUGUGCGUAACCAUUCCAGUUACCACAUUGCACAUGACUGUUAGCUUUAAAACCAGGUGCAGCAUAAAUUUGGUUCUUUCCACUCUGUUUUUUAAGAUUUAUUUGACUUCUCCAUUAAUAGGAGCAAAGUGUCACUUUAGUUUCAUAUUAAGACACAUUUACUGAGUUUGAAAGUCUUGUGUUUUUACUG